Molecule: messenger RNA, 2909 nt
Organism: Cucumis melo (muskmelon)
Lineage: Eukaryota; Viridiplantae; Streptophyta; Magnoliopsida; Cucurbitales; Cucurbitaceae
Product: nitrate reductase [NADH]-like
Exons: 3
Coding region: 51-2726 (891 amino acids)
Biological process (GO): nitrate assimilation; nitric oxide biosynthetic process
Molecular function (GO): heme binding; nitrate reductase (NADPH) activity; molybdopterin cofactor binding
Source: RefSeq, a predicted model, not a curated record
UUCUGUUUCUUACAUUAAACUGGAGGCCCCAAAUCUCUCCAUCUCUUCACAUGGCUACCUCAAUCCACAAUCCCCAAUUCUCUCAUUUAGAUUCUUUCUCUAACCUCCGCUCUGAUUCCUCACUUCGUUGUUGCAAUGUCCCUUCCAUUCCUAACAAUCAUCUCCAAAUCAACAACCACGACGACAAUGAAGAAUUCUCUAGUGACGAUGACAACGACUCUGAUUUUUCCCAUUUGAUUCGUAAAGGGAUUCAAGAAUUGGAACCCUCCAUUUUGGACCCCAGAGAUUUUGGAACGGCUGAUUGUUGGAUCCACCGAAAUGAAUCCAUGGUUCGUCUCACCGGUAAACAUCCCUUCAAUUCCGAGCCGUCGUUAUCUCGUUUGAUGCACCAUGGGUUCAUCACUCCCGUCCCGCUCCAUUACGUUCGCAACCACGGUCCGGUACCCAAGGCCAAGUGGGAGGAUUGGACCGUUGAUGUUUGCGGUUUAGUCAAAAAACCAACCCGGUUCACUAUGGAUCAACUCGUUAACGAUUUCAGGAGCCGUGAGUUUCCUGUCACACUCGUCUGCGCCGGAAACCGCCGUAAGGAGCAGAAUAUGGUUAAAAAAACCAUUGGCUUUAGCUGGGGUGCAGGCGGGACUUCCACCUCAAUCUGGCGAGGGGUCACACUACGAGACGUUCUGAAACGGUGUGGUAUCUUCAGUAGUAAAAAAGGAGCACUCAAUGUCUGCUUUGAAGGAGCUGAAUGUCUGCCCGGCGGCGGCGGGUCCAAGUACGGUACUAGUGUCAGAAAGGAAAUAGCCAUGGACCCAGCUAGAGAUAUAAUUUUAGCCUACAUGCAAAACGGCGAUGUACUGUCACCGGACCAUGGUUUUCCGGUGCGGGUUAUCAUCCCCGGUUACAUCGGUGGAAGGAUGGUGAAAUGGCUAAAACGCAUUAUUGUAACAACACAAGAAUCCGAUAGCUAUUACCAUUAUAGAGACAACAAAGUCCUCCCUUCCCAUGUCGAUGCAGAAUUAGCAAACGCAGAAGCUUGGUGGUAUAAGCCGGAGUGUAUUAUUAGUGAGUUGAACAUAAACUCGGUGAUAACGACCCCAUGCCACGAGGAAAUCUUGCCGAUAAAUUCAUUGACAACACAACGACCGUACACGUUGAGGGGAUAUGCAUAUUCCGGAGGAGGAAAGAAAGUGACACGGGUGGAGGUGACUUUAGAUGGUGGCGAGUCGUGGCAUCUUUGCGAUUUGGACCGUCCUGAGAAAGCUACAAAAUACGGCAAAUAUUGGUGUUGGUGUUUUUGGUCACUGGAAGUUGAGGUUCUUGAUUUACUUGCUGCUAAGGAAAUUGCAGUACGCGCUUGGGACGAAACUUUCAACACUCAACCUGAAAAGCUCAUUUGGAAUCUCAUGGGAAUGAUGAACAAUUGUUGGUUUCGAGUGAAAACCAACAUGUGUAGACCGCAUAAAGGAGAAAUCGGAAUUGUUUUUGAACACCCAACUGUACCCGGCAACCAAUCCGGCGGAUGGAUGGCUAAAGAAAGACAUCUCGAAAUAUCCACCGAACCAAAUCAAACCAUGAAGAAGAGUAUCUCGUCUCCCUUCAUCAACACAACCUCAAAGACUUACUCCAUCUCUGACGUUCAAAAGCACAACUCAGACCAAUCCGCCUGGAUCGUCGUUCACGGCCAUGUUUACGACUGCACCCGUUUCCUCAAAGACCACCCUGGCGGUACGGACAGCAUUCUCAUUAAUGCCGGUACCGACUGUACGGAGGAAUUCGACGCCAUUCACUCGGACAAAGCCAAGAAAAUGCUCGAGGAAUACAGAAUCGGCGAGUUGAUCACCACCGGUUACACAUCGGAUUCAUCGCCUAACAAUUCCAUCCAUUGGGAUCCUUCUAAUUCUAAUCCUCACUUAGAUCCAAUAACAGAAACAAGGCGCGUGGCUUUAAUCCCGCGUGAGAAAAUCCGCUGCAAAUUAAUUUCCAAAACGUCAAUCUCACACGACGUCAGACGAUUCAGAUUCGCCUUGCCUUUAGAGGAUCAAGUCCUGGGAUUGCCUGUAGGGAAACACAUAUUCCUAUGUGCAAACAUAGACGGUAAGCUCUGUAUGAGGGCCUACACACCAACCACCGGCAUCAAUCAAGUCGGCUAUUUCGACUUAGUGGUCAAAAUCUAUUUCAAAAACGUGAACCCAAAAUUUCCAAACGGCGGACUCAUGUCUCAGCAUUUGGAGUCUCUCCCACUUGGUUCCGAACUAGAAAUCAAAGGCCCAUUAGGCCACAUCGAAUACACCGGAAACGGAAACUUCGUGGUGGACGGCAAAGUAAAGAAGGGUAAGAAGCUAGCAAUGUUGGCCGGCGGAACGGGAAUAACGCCGAUAUAUCAAGUGGCGCAGGCUGUUUUGAAGGAUCCUGAGGAUGAAACAGAGAUGUUUUUGGUGUAUGCGAAUAGAACGGAAAAUGAUAUUCUGUUAAAGGAUGAGUUGGAUGAAUGGAGUAAAAGGGAUAAGAGGUUUAAAGUGUGGUACGUUGUGAAUGAGAGCGUAAGGGAAGGGUGGGAAUAUAGUGUGGGAGUGGUGACGGAGAGUAUUAUGAGGGAGCAUCUUCCAGAAGCUUCGUCGGAAACAAUGGCGUUGGCUUGUGGACCACCGCCGAUGAUUAAGUUUGCUGUGCAACCCAAUUUGGAGAAGAUGAAUUACGACACUAAUAACUCGUUGUUGGUGUUUUAGCGGAAGUGUCCUUGUUUAUGACGAUAGAUUUUUGGGGUUUUUCUUCCUCUUUGUUUUUGCUGUGACAUAUGUUCACUUAACCAUUACCGUUUAAAUUAUUCAGAAUCUGUAAUGAAAAUAACAUAGUGUGUGUUUGCAAAUAAAUAAGUUUCAACUUAUGCUAUUAUAUAUUUAAUUUGUUCA